This is a messenger RNA of Indicator indicator, 2699 nucleotides long. It is a transcript of the gene ZNF711, whose product is annotated as zinc finger protein 711. Gene Ontology annotation, biological process: regulation of transcription by RNA polymerase II. The transcript has 8 exons. NCBI's taxonomy places the organism in Eukaryota, Metazoa, Chordata, Aves, Piciformes, Indicatoridae. Bases 1 to 2424 code for a protein of 807 amino acids. Gene Ontology annotation, molecular function: metal ion binding; chromatin insulator sequence binding. Gene Ontology annotation, cellular component: chromosome; nucleus. The record is from RefSeq and is a predicted model, not a curated record.
AUGGAUCCUGGUGGUGGAAGUCUUAGACUGCAAACACAAGAAUCCAAAAUGCCUCACACUAUGAUUAUGCAGGAUUUUGUGGCUGGAAUGGCUGGCACUGCUCAUAUUGAUGGAGACCAUAUUGUUGUAUCAGUCCCCGAAGCUGUCCUAGUUUCUGAUGUUGUUACCGAUGAUGGAAUAACUCUUGAUCAUGGCUUAGCAGCUGAAGUUGUCCAAGGACCUGACAUCAUCACUGAAACUGAUGUUGUAACAGAAGGUGUAAUUGUUCCUGAUUCUGUUUUGGAAGCUGAUGUUGCCAUUGAAGAAGCAUUAGAUACCAGUGAUCAUGUUUUGACUUCUGAUCUAAUAACAGAAACCGUUAGAGUUCCUGAUCAGGUUUUUGUGGCUGAUCUUGUUACGGGUCCUGAUGGACAUUUGGAGCAUGUGGUGCAAGACUCUGUGUCAGGAGCUAACUCACCUACAAUGGUUUCAGAAGAAGUUCUUGUAACGAACUCAGAUUCUGAGGCAGUCAUUCAAGCAGCUGGUACUGUUCCUGGCUCCACAGUGACUAUAAAAACAGAAGAUGAUGAUGAUGGCAAGAGUACAUCUGAAGACUACUUAAUGAUAUCUUUGGAUGAUGUUGGAGAAAAAUUGGACCAUAUAGGAAGCACUCCCUUAAAAAUCAGUACCGAGGUGACAAACGAUGAUGUUGCUAAAGAUGAUGGGUUUGGUUCAGAAGUUAUCAAAGUGUACAUAUUUAAAGCUGAAGCCGAAGAUGAUGUUGAAAUAGGUGGGACAGAAAUUGUCACAGAGAGCGACUUUCACAAUGGACAUUCUGUAGCUGGAGUAAUUGAACAAGGAGGUGUUGGUAGAAUGCAACGAGAAAAAAUGGUUUACAUGGCUGUUAAGGACUCUUCUCAGGAAGAUGAAGAUAUCAGCUGUGCUGAAAUAGCAGAUGAAGUUUAUAUGGAAGUUAUUGUAGGUGAAGAAGAAGCUACAUCGCUUCCAGACACACAGAUUGAAGACUCUAGCGUGAAUAAAACUUUUGUCCCUGUUGCUUGGGCUGCUGCUUACGGAGAUGAAAGAAGGGUACCCAGAAGAUACGAAGAUGGUCAAGCGGCAGGGAAUAACUUGGAUACACGAUUAGAAAACAAAAACGGUAAUGCAACACAGUACCUGCAGAUUUGUGAUAGCAUUAGCACUAAUAGAGUGCUCAAACAAAAAACCAAGAAAAGGAGGAGAGGAGAGGCCAGGCAAUGGCAAACAGCUGUUAUAAUAGGUCCUGAUGGACAGCCCUUAACAGUUUACCCUUGUCAUAUUUGUGGGAAAAAAUUUAAAUCCAGAGGAUUCUUGAAAAGGCACAUGAAGAAUCAUCCAGAUCACAUGAUCAAGAAGAAGUACCAGUGUACAGACUGUGACUUUACAACCAACAAAAAAGUAAGUUUCCACAAUCACCUGGAAAGCCAUAAACUUAUAAAUAAAGUUGAUAAAACCCAUGAGUUUACAGAAUACACGAGAAGAUACAGAGAAGCAAGCCCCUUGAGCUCUAAUAAACUCAUACUGAGGGACAAAGAGCCUAAACUGCACAAGUGCAAAUAUUGUGACUAUGAAACUGCAGAGCAGGGACUACUCAACAGACAUCUGCUCGCAGUUCACAGUAAGAACUUCCCACAUGUAUGUGUGGAGUGUGGGAAAGGAUUCCGUCACCCAUCAGAGCUGAAAAAGCAUAUGAGGACCCACACUGGGGAAAAGCCAUACCAGUGUCAGCACUGUGUCUUCAGGUGUGCUGAUCAGUCCAACCUGAAAACCCACAUCAAAACCAAACACGGGACUGAUCUGCCCUUUAAAUGCGAGCACUGUCCCCAGGCGUUCACAGACGAGAAAGAACUGCAGCAGCACACAGAGUUAUUCCAAGGGCAUAAGACUCACCAGUGUCCUCAUUGUGACCAUAAGAGCACCAAUUCGAGUGACCUGAAGCGACACAUUAUUUCAGUGCACACAAAGGAUUUUCCCCACAAGUGCGAGGUCUGUGAGAAAGGCUUCCACCGCCCGUCCGAGCUCAAAAAGCAUAGCGAGACCCAUAAAGGUAAAAAGGUCCAUCAGUGUAGGCACUGUGACUUCAAAACCUCAGAUCCUUUUGUACUUAGCGGGCACAUCCUCUCGGUUCACACCAAGGACCUGCCUUUUAAAUGCAAAAGAUGUAAAAGAGGAUUUAGGCAGCAAACUGAACUGAAGAAGCACAUGAAGACCCACAGCGGGAGGAAGGUUUAUCAGUGCCAGUAUUGUGAGUACAGCACCACGGACGCGUCGGGCUUCAAGCGGCAUGUCAUAUCCAUACACACUAAAGACUACCCACACAGGUGUGAGUAUUGCAAAAAGGGAUUCCGUAGGCCAUCUGAAAAAAAUCAGCAUAUAAUGAGGCACCACAAAGAGGCCAUCCUGUAAUAUAUCAUCUCCAGAAGGAAGCAAUUUAGAAACUGUGAUAUGCUAAUUGGGGAAAAAAAAAAAUCUCUCAUGAACUGUUUCUCCUGGUUUCAAAGCUUGAUAUUAAAUCAUAACUUUACAUUCUUUGUAUUAAAAGUCUUAAAAGUAUUAGGGUUGACAGGGGAUCUCAUAGCCCUAUGAUUGUUGCUUAUCAGAACCUGAAGAGCACUGUGGAAUGCGGAAGGAUGGAUGAAUGUCUUAAAUUUGCAGAAAGAUGGAUGAAUGUCUUCAGAGUA